CUUCGCUAUGUUUCCGGUUUCGGAGGAAGCAUGUGAAGUUUACUUUUGUUUAACUACCUUUUGUUCAACGAUGAAGGGAUCUGAGACUUGUAAUACUGUUUACUGAUUUGAUAAUAUUCCUUGUUUCUUUGAUGGUUCAUUCCACUAUACAGCUGGUUCAUAUACCCUACAACAGCCAGGAAAUUGGUCUGUUUACUUUAAGAUCCAAAGAAAAUGUAACAUAUUUUGGAUGUGCUUUGAGGAAUCAGGAAGGCAAGUGUUUCCUCUUGUUUAUGAACCAACUCAGUUGGUUAAGGGGCAGACAACUUGUGAGCAUGGUACAUCAUUACCUGUAUUGGUAUUCCAUUUUGACAAUGCUGCUAGCUAGAAUAGAAAUAACAUCUUGCUGUGGAUAUCACAGAUCGAUUGAAUAUUCAACAAUGAUCACAGACCAUGCAAAGUUUGAAUCUGACUUGCACUUUUGAAUUUAGAAGAAUCUGUGGAGGAGGGUGAAUGCUGAGACCUUUAAUAAUACAUGAUAUUGCUGACACAGUGUGUCAGUCAUCAAAGAAAGGUCAUAACACUACACAGUUGGUCAACAAUGAUUUAAAUCCUGUCACAUUCUACCAGUGGAGAAAUAUCUUAUCACAAUAUUUUAAACUUUUGAAGUCGAUAGCCAAGUAUUACCACUUUAUUAUGUCUGCAGAAACACCUGGAUUGUUAGUGUUAAAAGUGACAGUCCAGUUAACUUACUAAAAUCUACUCCCCCUUGCCAAACGAAUAUUAUUGACAUGGAAUGACACAAGCCUGACAAUGGUACCUGUAUGAACUCAUAAGAGAAUAGUAUUAGUCUGAAAAGUCAAAGGAUUCUGUUUGUCCCAAACCACUUCAACUGAAAACUGAAAUUGUGAUUGGCGAGGAUUUUUCUGAGAACUGAAAAAAGGAAGUGAAUGUAAAAGAUAGAAAUUGUUGUUGAAUUCAAACGUUUUAAUACACAACACUUUAGCCUGUUUUGCUGUUCAUAUAGAUGUGUUUAGCUGUGAAAGUUAAACAUCAAGUAAAGGUUGUAGUUUCAGUUACCUACAUUAAAGUAUUGGCUGGAAAUAAAUAUUACUUUUCACCAGAGCUUGUAGCAGUGUAACCUUCAUCAAAAGUUAAGCUGUUGUGUUAAUUAUUAAAGUAUUUUUAGAAAAAGGAAUUUAGUAUGUAUGUUGCCAUGGUAACAUAAUUCAAAUUAUAUUUCAUUGAAAUUAUUCAAUAAGGGAUCUACAGUAUACAAUGUAAUGGUAAAAGAAUGUUCACUUUCUUGUAUUGUCAGUUAUAACUAGCCAGUGAAAAAACAGAUUAUGAGGAAAGGGAUGACUGAAAUGUUUAUUCUUACAUAACUACUUUUGUUACAGAACAUGGCUGUUUUAAGGAGGUAGGUUACCUUGUUACAAGGGUAAAUUCAAAUUAGUUGAACCGCAGCAUUCUUUUGUAUUUCGUGUAAUAUGAAGUUUUAACUGCUACAAUCUCAAUUUCGUUUGUCUCUGUCCCUUCAAGUUCAAUUUUUAUCCAGGUUUGAAGAACAUGACCCU
Molecule: messenger RNA, 1556 nt
Organism: Mercenaria mercenaria
Lineage: Eukaryota; Metazoa; Mollusca; Bivalvia; Venerida; Veneridae
Exons: 4
Coding region: 132-464 (110 amino acids)
Source: RefSeq, a predicted model, not a curated record